Theileria orientalis strain Shintoku is the source of this 600-nucleotide messenger RNA. RefSeq lists its product as uncharacterized. The transcript is spliced from 3 exons. The record is from RefSeq and is a predicted model, not a curated record. Gene Ontology annotation, biological process: ubiquitin-dependent protein catabolic process. Bases 1 to 600 code for a protein of 199 amino acids. Gene Ontology annotation, cellular component: endoplasmic reticulum. NCBI's taxonomy places the organism in Eukaryota, Apicomplexa, Aconoidasida, Piroplasmida, Theileriidae. Gene Ontology annotation, molecular function: ubiquitin protein ligase activity; ubiquitin-like protein conjugating enzyme binding.
AUGGAAGGGAAAAAAGGAGAAAACGUGAAAGAGGACCCGGAAAAAAGGAAAAACACAAACUUCGAAUGUAACAUAUGCUUCGACGACGUAAACGAACCGGUGGUGACGAGAUGCGGCCACCUGUUCUGCUGGUCGUGCCUCCUCUCGUGGAUGAACCGGAGAAACUACCAGUGUCCAAUAUGCCAAGCAGGAAUAUCGAGAGAAAACGUAAUACCGCUCUACGGACACGGACAAAACCAAACUGAUCCAAGGUGCGAAGCCGAAGGCGGAAAGGCCAAGAUCGGAGCAGAGGGGACAACCAGUAAGCGCAAACAGAUAAAUCCGCAGUUUUUCAGAGGAUACGACGGAGGGGUCUCGAUAUCGUUUGGAGCAUUUCCAUUCUCGUUCGUGCUGCCAUUCGGAGUGUGGUCCUCGAGCAGCGGGCCGAAUAUAUCAAGUCUGUUCGGAUUGAACCAGUCAACACACAAUAUGACGCCAGAAGAUAGUGACGGCUUGAAUAGAGCAAAGAAGAGCAUACACAAACUCAGUGUUUUUGAUAGUAGUGGGAGUCCUGAUGGUAGGAUACAUACUGUUCUUCGCAUAAACCACAAAAACAAAUAA